AUGCGUGAGAGCAUCGAUGGAUGUUGUGGUAAAUUCGCCAAUUCGGCACCGGUCGCGCUUAUGUCUUUGUCAAUUGUGCAGCUUCAAGGUCGAAUCGCCGUUACGCUUGUAGAAGAGAGGAUGGCUGCGGUUAUCGAGCGUUUCACCGAAAACAGUCGCCUGAUACUUGAAGAGUGGUUUCGGGGUGAUCUGGAAUACCCGUGGAAAUCCGGCGUUUGUUCGAAAUCUCCCAUCACUUACCGUAUUAGCCAAAGUCAAAAAGGGCAAAAAAUGCACGCCGCUUAUCACGCUGAAUCUCGGGAACUCACAAAAAUCGAGUUGCUUGAAAAGAAGUCAUUCCGACUCGAACAGAACCUGGAAGGGAAGCUAUAUCAUCAGGACCACGAAUGGGUUUUAGACAGCCAUACCGAAAUAUACACAUGCGUAAUCUCAUGGAAGUUUCCGAUGGUAGAUUUCCAGGUGAAUCCCAUGCAUCUCUCCGAUGUCAACGCAGCAUUUGCCAAAAAGGAACGAGACAUGCCGCAGUGGAUAUACUCUGACCUGAAACCGGAUCGACGGAGGUACUGGUGGAUCCAGAACGGCGAUCUUCAGAAACGCCUCUUCGAGGCAAUGCUACCGGUUUUUAUUGCUUAUGAGAGGGAGCAGACGACGGCUGCCUCUUUGAGAGAAGAGUCUUUGAAAGCAGACUCCUCAGUCAACACGCAUGAUCGAGCCGAUCCUUCAGAAUCUAGUGGAGCCUCGACCGGAGCAGGAACCUUGGACGGUCCAAGAGGAUCUCAGGCGUGUUCAGACUUCUAG
Messenger RNA from Filobasidium floriforme, 798 nucleotides. RefSeq lists its product as uncharacterized. The transcript has 5 exons. Bases 1 to 798 code for a protein of 265 amino acids. The record is from RefSeq and is a predicted model, not a curated record. NCBI's taxonomy places the organism in Eukaryota, Fungi, Basidiomycota, Tremellomycetes, Filobasidiales, Filobasidiaceae.